Messenger RNA from Teleopsis dalmanni, 3349 nucleotides. Its product is annotated as fibroblast growth factor receptor homolog 1. The transcript is spliced from 2 exons. Gene Ontology annotation, biological process: multicellular organism development; cell surface receptor protein tyrosine kinase signaling pathway; positive regulation of kinase activity. Gene Ontology annotation, cellular component: signaling receptor complex. Lineage: Eukaryota; Metazoa; Arthropoda; Insecta; Diptera; Diopsidae. Bases 19 to 3201 code for a protein of 1060 amino acids. The record is from RefSeq and is a predicted model, not a curated record. Gene Ontology annotation, molecular function: transmembrane receptor protein tyrosine kinase activity; ATP binding.
CUUGGCACUGAGACUAAUAUGGUGCGUAGUGUACCCUUAAAUUCUGAUGUUGAAAUAACUUGCCGAUUCGCUAAAGUAAUUUGGUAUAGAAACGAUCAACUAAUAGAAGCAAAUAGAACUUUAAAUUUAAGAUCUAUACAAGCCAACGACAUCGGUACCUACAGUUGCUAUACUCCUAUUGAACUUCAUGGUUUAAAAUGGUCGAACCUUACACUUAAAAUAACAGACCCACUCUCUACGAUCGAAGACGAUAUUGCUGAUUUUAAGCUUGUCUCAUAUGACGAUACUGUUAAUAUAGAAAAUUCGGAACAAAAUCAAAUUUUCGAUCAACCUAGUGAAGAUGAAUACAUUCACAAAACAGUCGGUGAAUCAGUGAAAUUUAGUUGCGGUGAACAGUAUAAUUCCAUUUACAACGUUACAUGGUCAUUAAAUGACACGUUACUCGAUAACAACGACGUGCAUUACAAAAUGAGUCAAUGGUCUUUACUGGUUGAUAACCUAAAGUUUGUAGAUCAAGGUAUAUACAAGUGUUUUUUAUGCAACAAAAUUGAUUGUAUGGAAAGGGUCACUAUGCUCGUAGUGCAUGCGUUUAACAGUUCAGCUCCAUAUGUCAGCGGUGCAUUACAAAACCAAACUGUUAACCUUAAUGAGCAUGUCACAUUUGAAUGUGAAAUUAUUUCCGAUUUAACACCUUUAAAUUUUAUUUGGGUGAAACAUCAGGAGUUGAAUAUACCAAAAGUAUCUUUAGAAAAAGCGCUUUUGCAAUAUCAGCAGACACUGACUCUAAGUUCAGCAUUUAUGAAGUUACCUACUAACCCAGAUUCGCCAAAUAUAUUACGUUUGGGUAAUGUGCAACUAGACGACCAGGGUUGGUAUACUUGUAUUGCCUCUAAUAAUUUCGGCUUUGCAAAAACCAGUGCAUAUCUAUCAGUUUUUGCAACUGCUGAGCUGCAUAAUGAGACUAUUAUCAACGAAACACUUACGUAUGUCCCAAUAGCCGUGGAUAAAUACAUCCCAAAAACAAAAUUAUCAAAACAGGUUUUAAAAAGUAAUAGUAUGGAAAUUUAUAAUCAGGACAUACAAUCUACAGCGAUAGAUAAAAAUGAUAUUGAUAGUGAACACCAUAGUGAGUUGGAUUUUGAUGCAAAGGAAUCGACAGACUACAGUGGCAAAGAAUCUGCACCAGAAUUUAAAAAACUGAAUCAACUGCAUCCACUUAUAUUGAAACCCGCUGGUAGUACUGUGAGUCUAGCAUGUGUUGCCAAUGGGAAUCCAUUGCCAAAUAUUACUUGGUCGUGUAAUAACACAGAAAUAAUACGCCAUAUUGGUAAGGUUACAUACAAGAAAUGGUCUGUUACAAUGGAGGAUGUCAUUACUUCUGAUACUGGUGCUUACACUUGUCAUGUAUGUAAUAAACUUGGUUGUCGUAACUACACUACCAAACUUAUAGUGACAGAUCGUUUACGUUCGAAACCAAUACUUAGUGAUAAGUUUCCACAGAAUCAAACAGCUUUAAUAAAUAGUAGUGUGAAUUUUAAAUGUGUAGUCGUUUCGGAUUUAGAACCACAUAUAGAAUGGAUUAAGCACACCCAUGCUAAUCGAAGUUCCACAGAUCUUGCAAAAGAUAUUCCUAUCAUAUCCAAUAAGGAGAAUAAUGAGAACAAGGAAUUUAUUAGAUUACCUACCGAUGCGGAUCAGAAACAUAUACUGCGUUUAGAAAAUGUAACGCACACUGACGAAGGUUGGUAUACGUGUAUAGCUGCGAAUAAUUUAGGUCAAGCUUCAGCAAGUGCAUAUUUAAAAGUCGUUGACAAGUUGCCUAGUCGUGAAAUAUACACAAUUAUACGUAAUCAUCCACUAUUGAUAACAAUAGUUGCAAUAGUAGUGUUAUUGCUACUCUUCUUUGGAUCCAUUUUCAUGGUUUACGUUUUACGUAAACUUAAACAUGAGAAAUUAUUGAAACAACGCAUUGAGACGGUGCAUCAAUGGACCAAAAAAGUUAUUAUAUACAAACCACCUUCGUCAGAUAGCGGUAACUCAUGUGACUUACAAAUGCCGGUCAUUAAAAUAGAAAAGCAACGCACCACUUUUCAGACCUCAUCCAAUAUGGACUCAUCACAAGCUUUCAACGAAUAUGAAUUUCCACUAGACUCAAAUUGGGAAAUAAAUCGCAAUCAAUUGACACUUAGUUCAACACUUGGUGAAGGUGCUUUCGGACGCGUAGUCAGAGCAGAAGCAAGUGGUUUAACACAUGCACCUCCAAAUUCGACUACAAUUGUGGCUGUAAAAAUGGUUAAAGAGGAGCAUACUGAUGCUGAUAUGGCAAGUUUAGUGCGUGAAAUGGAAGUUAUGAAAAUAAUUGGAAAGAACGUAAAUAUAAUAAAUUUACUUGGAUGUUGCAGUCAACAGGGUCCACUUUGGGUAAUAGUCGAAUUUGCUCCUCAUGGGAACUUAAAAGAUUUCCUUAAAAAGAAUAGACCUAUUUCCACUAUUGGCAGCUCCAGUUUACAAAGAUUUCGUAGUAAUUUUGAAGAGGAGAAGGCACAGUUAACCGAAAAAAAUUUAAUCUCAUUUGCAUUCCAAAUUGCACGUGGAAUGGAAUAUUUAGCGUCGAGAAGAUGCAUUCACCGCGAUUUAGCAGCGCGUAAUGUCUUGGUCAGUGAUGACUAUGUAAUGAAAAUAGCUGAUUUUGGCUUAGCACGCGAUAUACAAGAUACGGAUUAUUAUCGCAAAAACACUAAUGGACGUUUGCCUAUUAAAUGGAUGGCACCAGAAUCUCUGCAAGAAAAGUUUUAUGAUUCCCAGUCCGAUGUUUGGUCAUAUGGCGUACUGCUUUGGGAAAUUAUGACAUAUGGUGAACAACCAUAUCCCAAUAUUAUGUCAGCUGAAGAACUUUAUAGUUAUUUAAUAACAGGCCAACGAAUGGAAAAACCUCCGCGUUGCUCUUUGAACAUUUACAUGCUUAUGCGACAGUGUUGGCACUUCGAUUCUAGUUCACGACCGACUUUCAAGGAAAUUGUUGAAAAUUUAGAUAAAAUUUUACAAGUGGCAAAUAUUAACAGUAAUGAGGAAUAUCUGGAUUUGUCUAUGCCUAUGCUUGAGACACCGCCUUCGUCGUGCGAUGAAGACGAUGAACCUGAAACCUUUAGAGAGACUUCACCAUUAAGAUAUCAGUACACUUAUAAAUUUAACAAGAGUUAAAUUUUUUUUACAUAAGUGCAACUUAAUGAAUAUCCUGUUUCGAGAUAUAUUUCAGAUUAAAUAGAAAGCCAUAUUUUGUAAUUCACAAAUACUCAUAUUAUAAGUAUUAUUCGUAAAAUUGUUGGUAUGUUUAAUUUUAAAUUUUCUA